AUGGAAGAGCAGCCUAGCAUGCCUGAUACUGAGCAGGAAAGUAGGCCAGUAGCUGUGGAACCUAUUGCGCAAGAAGAGCGGCCUUCUGCCGCUGAAGAGAACCAGAAUAAUGGUGAAGUAAAUAAUGAAACCGUUAGUGAGGAGAAAGCGGAUGCUAAUGCUCCAUCAGAGGAGCAAGGGCCAUCAGAAGAUGCCCAGGGUGACGACAAGAAGAGAGGCCGUGAAGAGAAUGAAGAUGAGGAUGGAGACGAGGACGACGAUGACGAUGAAGACGAUGAAGACGAUGAAGAAGAAGGUGGACCAUCCAAAAAGAGGCGUCAGGAGAGGAAUAGGUUCUUGGAUAUCGAAGCUGAGGUGAGUGAUGACGAAGAUGAGGAUGAAGACGAGGAAGAAUCUGAGUUGAUUCGUGAAGGUUUCAUUACUAGAGGAGAUGAUGACGAUGAAAGCGCGGAAGCACAUAGAGAGGACAGACUGCAUAGGCAACUGGAUCAAGACUUGAAUAAAUCGUCAGAAGAGGAUGCACAACGAUUAGCGAAGGAGUUGAGAGAACGUUAUGGUAGAAGCAGCUCGAAACAGUAUCGUGCUGCGGCUCAAGAUGGUUAUGUUCCUCAGAGAUUUUUGUUACCUAGUGUUGAUACAGCCACAAUUUGGGGUGUGCGUUGUAGACCAGGUAAGGAGAAAGAACUGGUUCGUAAAUUGCUUAAGAAGAAAUUUAAUUUGGACAGAGCUAUGGGGAAUAAGAAGUUGAAGAUUUUGUCCAUUUUCCAGAGAGAUAAUUAUACGGGGAGAAUUUAUAUUGAAGCUCCAAAACAAUCAGUGAUCGAGAAAUUUUGUAAUGGUGUGCCCGACAUUUACGUUUCUCAAAAACUACUGAUCCCUGUUCAGGAAUUGCCUCUACUGCUAAAGCCUAAUAAAUCCGACGAUGUGGCUUUGGAAGAAGGAAGUUAUGUGCGUAUUAAGAGAGGUAUCUAUAAAGGUGAUCUGGCCGUCGUUGACCAGAUAAGUGAGAACAAUUUAGAAGUAAUGCUGAAGAUUGUUCCACGUCUGGAUUACGGAAAAUUCGACGAUGUUGAUCCCUCGACUAAUCAACGUAAGGCCAGAAGACCUACGUUUGCUCAUAGAGCUCCAGCGCAACUUUUCAACCCAACAAUGGCAUUAAGGUUGGAUCAAGCCAAUCUGUAUAAGAGAGACGACCAUCAUUUCACUUACAGAAAUGACGAUUACGUUGAUGGUUAUUUGUACAAAUCAUUCAGGAUACAGCAUGUGGAAACGAAAAAUAUACAACCAACUGUCGAAGAAUUGGCUCGCUUUGGUUCCAAAGAAGGUGCAGUAGAUUUGACAUCGAUAUCACAAACUAUAAAGAAGGCUCAAGCGGCUCGUGUCACUUUUCAACCAGGUGAUCGUGUGGAAGUUUUGAACGGUGAACAACGUGGUUCCAAGGGUAUUGUCAUCAAGACUGCUUCAGAUGUGGCUACCGUCAAGGUUCCAGAGUUCCCUACCAAACCUUUAGAGUUUUUGAUGUCGAGUUUGAGAAAAGUUUUCGAACCUGGUGAUCAUGUUACCGUUGUAAGUGGUGAACACCAGGGAGAUGCUGGUUUGGUUCUAACGGUAAAACAUGGGCAAGUAACUUUCAUGUCUAAUCAAACAAGAGAAGAAGUUACCAUCACGGCCAAUAACCUAACGAAAUCCAUCGACUCAACUCCUACAUCAAGUCAGUUCGCAUUACAUGAUAUUGUCGAACUAAGCGCCAAGAACGCUGCAUGUAUUAUCCAAGCAGGUCAUGACAUAUUCAAAGUGAUCGACGAUUCCGGUAAAGUGUCGACCAUUACCAAGGGUUCCAUUCUAAACAAAAUCAAUACUGCGCGUGCUCGUGUAGCGGCAGUCGAUGCCGGUGGUAACGAGAUCAAGAUCGGUGAUACUGUUAUGGAGAAAGUCGGUGCUCGUAGAGAAGGUCAAGUGCUUUACAUUCAAUCUCAGCAAAUAUUCGUGAUGUCCAAGAAGAUUUUGGAAAAUGCUGGUGUUUUCCUUGUAAAUCCAAUGAAUGUUGAAGCUAUUGCAUCAAAGGACAACAUGUUAAGCAGUAAGCUUGAUUUGAACAAAAUAAAUCCAGAUUUCGUCUCCAAGAUGGGACCACCAUCUCAGGCAAGACUACAGCAACCACAACAACAGGUUCGGAUGGGCCGUGAUCUGGCGUUGGGUAAGACUGUAAGAAUUCGUUCCGCUGGUUACAAAGGUCAACUAGGUAUUGUUAAAGACGUUAACGGGGAAAAUGCUACCGUUGAACUACAUUCCAAGAAUAAGCACAUUACUAUCGACAAACAUAGGCUGACAUACUACAAUCGUGAAGGUGGUGAAGGUGUGACGUAUGAUGAGCUGGUAAACAGACGAGGUAAACUCCCACAGGCAAGAAUAGGCCCAAGUUAUGUCAGUGCACCAAGACACAUGGCCACCGGUGGAAACCUUGGCGCUACAAACCAACCACUCGCUGGUGGUAUGACUCCCGGCUGGAGCUCGUUCGAUGGUGGUAAGACACCAGCUGUAAAUUCUCAUGGUGCCGGUGGAGGAGGAGCCUCCACAUGGGGCAGUACAUCUACAUGGGGCGGAGCUUCUGCUUGGGGUGGCCAACCUGCCGGAGGCGCAUCAUCUUGGGGUGGAGCUUCUGCCUGGAACGGUCAAGGUACAGGUGCCACUUCUACUUGGGGUGGUAACAGUGCCUGGGGUAACAAAUCCAGUUGGGGCGGAGCAUCGACUUGGGCCUCAGGUGGUGACACUAACGGUGCUUCUUCAGCUUGGGGAGGUCGUGGGGACAAAUCUGCCUACGGUGGUACCUCGACCUGGGGUGGCAACAAGAACAACGGCGGAGGAGCGUCCUCAUGGGGUAAUAACGGUAACACCCAAGGCCACAGCUCUACAUGGGGUGGAAACCAGGAAAACGGCAAUAGAUCCUCAUGGAACGAACAGUCGAAUAACGGCAGUGGAAGCAGUUGGGGUUCUCACUAA
Torulaspora delbrueckii is the source of this 3000-nucleotide messenger RNA. It is a transcript of the gene SPT5, whose product is annotated as transcription elongation factor SPT5. Gene Ontology annotation, biological process: transcription elongation-coupled chromatin remodeling; regulation of transcription by RNA polymerase II; regulation of DNA-templated transcription elongation. The coding region runs from base 1 to 3000 and encodes 999 amino acids. Gene Ontology annotation, cellular component: DSIF complex. The transcript has a single exon. Gene Ontology annotation, molecular function: mRNA binding; protein binding. Lineage: Eukaryota; Fungi; Ascomycota; Saccharomycetes; Saccharomycetales; Saccharomycetaceae. The record is from RefSeq and is a predicted model, not a curated record.